GCGACCAGUCGAGUUUCCCGCGUGUUGCUACGAGGGUGUGCUACGCCGGUCCGCCAUCGCCUACGACGCGUAGUUACUCCGCUACGACGGCGACGCGCACCGAAUUCAUACAUUCCAAAAUAACAGUGACUGUGCACAAGGAAUUGAUUUGUGUGUACGCGUUUGUGUGACCUAAUACUUUGAAGUGAGUGAUCCACAGGUUCAUAAUAAAGAACCGAGCCACUUCGAUUGCUUCAUCGGAAGCUGCCAUCAAGCCAGCCCGAGUACCGUGUUUGGGAAUUCGGGACAGGCGGGAAGACGAGCCAUCGAUUGAUGACUAACUUCUCGCACCAUCGACCAGUGGCGUAAGAGACAAACGAAGUGGAAUAGUUAAUUUUCAAGUUAGAGGGGGAACAACGACAGGCAGGUGUCAUACGGCGACCAUGCGGGGUGGAGGGGGAUAGCAUGACAGAACCUGCCACGGCGGCCUGAUGGCGCUAGUGCGCCGGAUAUUAGGCGACGCCCAGGCGAAACUCCGCAAAAUGGUUGAUGAGCAAGUGUCGGUUGGAGCUCGGGUGGAGGUCGAUGAACCCGAGCCAGCCGACCCUCUCAUCACCCCAGCCAGCUCAGCCCUCGAGAGGUCAGACUUGGAUACCAGACCUGUGCCUCCAGAACGAAGACUCCUGAUUGGAACUUUGGAUAAAAGGAACGGAUCUCUCAACGGCGACAAAGAAGCGACACUAAAUAGGACGUCGAGGCUCUCUAUUAGAAACGGGAAAGACAAUCCAUUUUUAGAUGACGACAAUAAAGAAAAUCAAGCAAAUGGCAAGCUAGAAUCUCCAGUGAAAUGGUCGACUCAAAAUGGCAGUGACAGUGGCACAUACGCUGAGAUAGGGACAGGUGGGAACAGUACAAGUGAGAGGAACGUACUGGAUCCUGCAGACAGCUCGGAGGAGGAGGUGCCUCUGCCUGACGCCACGUCGCCAGGCAGGAGCAGUGACGGACCUGAACCACGGGCGGACAUCACGGCCACUCUUGAUGGAGAAGCGGCGUCUCCCGGCGGCCGGUCGGAUCGGUCGCGGCAGGAGGAGGUGCUCGCGUCUCCAGGGAUGCUCAGCGCAGCCCAACUCGCGAGGAGACUACGCCUUGAAAACGAACGAUUGCAGGCGGAACUGACAAGAGUCCGUCGUCUGCUCGUAUCAGCAGCAGAACGAGGGGAAGCUGGAACUGCUCUGAUAGAGAAGGCGAAAGGAGAAGGUGGUCAGGAGGUACCACCGCUCGACCCUCAGCAGUUAGAGAAAGAGUUGUUGCUGGCGAGAGAGGCCGUUAAUUCGCUCAAAGCAGACAAGAAAAGGCUGAAGGCUGAGAAAUUCGAUUUGCUCAAUCAAAUGAAACAACUGUACGCUACGCUGGAAGAUAAGGAAAAGGAGCUACGAGACUUUAUACGGAACUAUGAACAGGUUUUAAAUAUGAGGUCGAGAGGCGGUGCAUCAUCAGCGUUGGGCGCCGAGCGAGCGGAGAGGGAGAGGGAACGGGCGGCUCUCCUCCGUCACGCUCGAGAUGAAGCUGAGCGCUCACUCCAACUCGCGGCCGCGCUGAGUGCACGCGACACUCAGCUGAGACACGCUAGGGAACAAUUGUUUGAGGCUAGGAGGCAGCUCCAAGCAGCGGGUUGCCUAUCAGAAGGCGAAAGCGUAGCUUCCCUUGGCAUGGGGCCGCCCAUGAUGCUAGGGGGUCCUUCCGGCCUCAUAGGGGACAGAGGCAGUUGCAGCGCAGACUCAGGUGUCCGAGUAACAGGCAGCAGCGACGGUGGCGCCACAUCAGUGUGUGGUGGCAACCUCUCUGACUCCACAGCUGAAGGUGUGCCUCCCACACUUGACCCUUAUGAUACUGACGCUGUUUCAUUGGUCUCGUCUGCGCAUCAUAUUUAUCAAUUGAGCACGCCCAGGGACUGCAGCCCGACCCUGUCACCUCACAACAGCGGUUCUCCCUUCACGCGCUCGAUCGACGCUGGAUCGCUCUCGAGGUCAGUAGAGCAGCUGUCUAGUCCAGGCGAAUGCGAAGCAGCGCUGGUAGGGCUUCGCCCCCGCGGCGCGGGAAAGGCAGGACGCGGUCGCGGCUCCGCCUGGGGCUCCAUAUCUCGGGUGUUCGCAAGAAGCAGGCACCGCACCAAGUCCGGCAGCGCCGCAAUCAGUGGACAUGAAAGUGAGCCUGUGUACGCGGGUACGGGUAGUACUAGCCGCGCGUGGUCUCCACUAGGCAGUGAAGCGGCGCUCAGGGAAGCGGCGUCAUUGCCGCUAGCAAGAUGGCGGGCGCCGGCCAUCUUGGCUUGGAUGGAGUUGGCGCUGGGCAUGCCUCAAUACUGCUGUGCUGUGGCCGAUAAUGUGAAGAGUGGGAAGAUGCGUGCUUUGAAUGGGCAGGUUCUGCUUGAGCUGUCGGAUGCGGACCUCGAGGUGGGACUCGGGAUCUCGCAGCCGAUGCAUCGGAAGAAGCUGCGGCUGGCGAUAGAGGAGAGAAGAAGGCCCGAUCUCGUGAGGAACCCGAGCAUUGGACAACUCAGUCACUCGUGGGUGGCCGCGGAGUGGUUGCCGGACUUAGGGCUGUCACAAUACACAGAGUCAUUCCUCGUAAACCUAGUCGAUGCUCGGAUGUUGGAUACAAUCAGCAAAAAAGAGUUGGAGAAGUACCUCGGGGUGACCAGGAAGUUUCACCAGGCCUCCAUCGUCCACGGCAUACAUUUGCUUAGAAUAAUGAAGUAUGAUCGACAGGCCCUAGCCGUGAGACGACACCAGUGCGAGAAUGUCGACGCAGAUCCCUUGGUAUGGACCAAUCAGAGGUUCAUGCGUUGGGCCCAUAAUAUUGACUUAGGAGAAUUUGCUGACAACCUAAAAGAUAGCGGAGUCCAUGGCGGAUUAGUUGUACUAGAGCCUUCAUUUACUGGAGAAACUAUGGCAACGGCUCUCGGAAUACCUCCCUCUAAAAGCAUUAUACGGAGGCAUUUGGUUGCGGAAUUUGAUGCGCUUGUGAUUCCCGCAAGGAAUAUGUUUGGCCACCAAAUCAGAAUGUUGGGUAGACCGUUUUCCAGAUCGGUAGCGACUGGAUUGCCAGGGAUAGAUCUUAGCGGCGAUUCUAGAAGACACAGUCUAAGGGGGUCAAUUACUCGAGCAUUAGGAGUGUUGAAGCCAAAACACGAGCGGACCUCUCCGUCAAGCUCCAGCGAAAGUUCGAGUGUCCUCAGCCUCACUCAGCCGUACCAGAUGACAUACUCCCCACCCAUCGCCGUGAGGACUUUAUCACAGCUGAGCAUGACAUACGCUCCUCCGCCCACAGUCCAGGAAUACGAACCGAUCUACACACCACUAAGUCUCUACUCUCAAUCUAGUCACUCCACAAGAGACAGUCUGCAAAAACUCAAUGAGAUAAAGGAAAACGCCGGCAUAACGCAUAGAUACGGGCAAAAGGCGGACCAUGCUCAUCGAGUGAGCUCGCCUCUCCCGGCCAAGUCGGUGGACGACACUGCUGUGAAGCAGAAGCGACACCGCCGCGUCAAGAGCAUCGGCGAUAUUAAUGCCUGCAGCAAAACGUCAGUGUAGUACGAACUGUCAAUUAUAAUCGCAUAACGAUGAAGCAUGGAUUAUAUUAUAGUAGAUAACGCAAGAGCUGUGAAUCCGUGUGUGGUCUUGAGACUUUUAACUUUUCAUGAUGACUUGUAAGCGCCAAGUGUUCUUUUUUGCAUAAUACGAAUAUGAUUUCAAUAAAAGCAUUUGCGAGAAUCGAUUACAAAAUCGAUUUACUUAAUAGGUAUCUUAUAUGAUAUCAAAUGAAAUUUGUAUCCGACUAUUUAAAACCGAGUUGUACGUAAUUGAUUCGAUUCAAGUAUUUUAUAAAAAACUGCAAAAGUACUUGCGUUAUCUAUUUUCUAAUAUUUUAAUCUGUGUAUAGAACCAAUGUGUAGUAAAUUUCUUAUGAAUGUAAAACAUCGCAUAUCGUAAUUUGAUAAAUGUAUUUGUGAAUAUCACAGUAUUCAUUAUAACAUUAUGACUAUACCAGAUUCCUUAAUAAUUCAAUAAUAUAUUUUGUUUUAUAUUAUUGAAUUUUUAUAUUAUACUCAGUGUUCCAUUUACAAUAAUGUUUUUGUACUAAUUGUAAUUUUUGAUAUGAUUUUAAAAAUAUUCAAUAGCCAUAGCUGUAUUCAAUUGCCCUACACUGUGAUAAUAAUUAUCUCACGCAUUGAAAAAAGAGCUUUUGAUUUAUAUAUAUAAUCGAUAAGUAUCAGUGUAAACAAAUAUACAUUCCCAUCGAGCUUUAUAAACUAAGUACUUAUAGAAAGCAAUGUGCUGACAUCGUGAAUAUUAACAAUUUUUGACCAAAAAAUUACUUACCUACGCAAUAUGUUGUCUUUAUUCUAAUAAUCUUUUGGACUUUGAAAAUUGUGGUAGAUUGAGUAACAACCUAAGCUCAGAAUACACUGUUUUAAUGUAGAAAGAAUACCGAAUAAUUACACAAACACAAAUCAGAUUAUAUACGUAGGAUAACCAUAGACAGAACAACGUAACUAUUGAAUCCUCUAUGUCUUAGUAUGUAUAAAUAUACUUAAAAUGUGUUCCUCUAAUAAAUUGAAUCAAUUUGUAUGAAUCAAUAUUAUAUUGAGAGACGUAAAGUCAAUAUUUCCGAAGGCAGGAUUUCGUUACAUUACAAAAUUUUCAAUUUCAAUUCAUAAUAUAUUUCUAACCAAAUAAGUACCAAAUAUUAAUUUAAUUAUAUUUUUGUUAAUUAUUUUAAUUGAUGUGAUAAUUAUGAGUUACCGAAUAGGUAUGUAUUGAUAUCUACUCAAUCUUUUUGUAAUAAAAUGAAUUUAAAUA
This is a messenger RNA of Plodia interpunctella (Indianmeal moth), 4841 nucleotides long. It is a transcript of the gene Liprin-gamma, whose product is annotated as Liprin-gamma. The transcript is spliced from 21 exons. The record is from RefSeq and is a predicted model, not a curated record. Lineage: Eukaryota; Metazoa; Arthropoda; Insecta; Lepidoptera; Pyralidae. Gene Ontology annotation, molecular function: protein binding. The coding region runs from base 471 to 3572 and encodes 1033 amino acids.